This is a messenger RNA of Salmo salar (Atlantic salmon), 5019 nucleotides long. The record is from RefSeq and is a predicted model, not a curated record. NCBI's taxonomy places the organism in Eukaryota, Metazoa, Chordata, Actinopteri, Salmoniformes, Salmonidae.
UGAGGGUGCAUGAAUCUAUUGGCUGCAGGCUCCAUUCAACACUGUCCAAUAGCAUCUGGAGAGAGACAGAGGGAGAGGGAGAAAGAGAGCGAGAAAGAUGUGGACGUCGUAGUUUUUUCUUCUGUUAACGAUAAUCACGUCCUGUACGGUAUUCAGUUGUUGCGGGGUUCAGACCACAAAUACUUAGGCUAUUCCCGGGAGCUCACGGCAUCGGUGGAAUUUACCCCAGGCACGUCGCUGGUGCACGAGGCUCUGCAGUCAUCGACACACGGUCCCAGGAUUUCUCUCACCGCUGCUCCCCUGUCCUCUCUCCCCAUCUUCUUUUCAGCUUUCUUCGCAGUGAGAAAUGAAACGCUCUGUCAGCUGACAUUUUUACUGCAGCAGCUGCGUGAACAGACCAAUGGAGCAAUGACGUGUGUGUCGGCAGAACAGUGUGACUGUACGAAGAGAACCGGGAGGUGACUGGCUGACCCAGGGAGGAGAGAGACAUAUUCUGAGACACACACACACACAAAACUGAGCAGGGCUGUGUGAGCGUGUGUUAGACUCUCAGACGGAGUCCUGAUCUAAACCGAACGCCGACACUCCCACAUGUCUCCCCCGUCUACCCCCAACCUUAUCCCCUCUCUGCCCUCCUCUCUACUGUGUGUCCUCUCCAUGCUCCUGUCCCUGUCCAGACUGAGGGGCAUCCUCCCCCCUCUCCUCUCCCUUGUCCUGUCCCUCCCCCCUGCUGCUAGCCAGUCAGUCAUCACCACAUCCCAGGGCAGACUGAGGGGUCUGUUGACCCCCCUGCCUUCUGACCUGCUGGGCCCUGUGGUCCAGUACCUGGGGGUCCCCUACGCCCGCCCCCCCACCGGGGAGAGACGCUUCCAGCCCCCCGAGCCCCCCCUGUCCUGGCCGGGGGUGAGGAACGCCACCCAGUUCUCCCCUGUCUGCCCCCAGCCUGUAGAGGAACACAGCCUGCUGACAGAGAUGUUACCUCUCUGGUACUCUGCCAACCUGGACAUAGCCAGCGCAUACCUGGCACAGCAGAGUGAAGACUGCCUCUACCUCAAUAUAUACGUCCCUACUGAGGAAGACAUCCAUGAUGAGGGCGGUCUGCGGCCAGUGAUGGUGUAUGUCCAUGGAGGUUCUUAUUCUGAAGGGAGCGGCAACAUGAUGGACGGCAGUGUCCUCGCUAGCUAUGGAAACGUCAUUGUCAUCACAAUCAACUACAGGCUGGGAGUACUGGGUUUCCUCAGUACGGGUGACCAGGCAGCUAAAGGCAACUACGGUCUGUUGGACCAGAUCCAGGCUCUGCGCUGGGUGAAGGAGAACAUUGCUGCAUUCAGCGGAGACCCAGACAGAGUCACCGUGUUUGGCUCCGGGGCUGGAGCCUCCUGUGUCAGCCUGCUAACUCUGUCCCACUACUCUGAGGCAUGCUGUGUAUCAGAUCUGUUCCAGAAGGCGAUCAUCCAGAGUGGGACAGCCCUGUCCAGCUGGGCGGUCAACUACCAGCCAGGGAAGUAUGCAAGGCUGCUGGGGGACAAGGUGGGCUGCAGCCUGGAGGACUCAUCAGAGCUGAUCGUCUGCCUGCAGGGGAAGACCUACCAGGAGCUGGUGGAACAGAAUAUCACUCCAGCUAAAUACCACACCGCUUUCGGACCUGUCAUCGACGGUGAUGUCAUCCCUGAUGACCCCCAGAUACUCAUGGAGCAGGGAGAGUUCCUCAACUACGACAUCAUGCUGGGUGUGAACCAGGGGGAGGGGCUUCAGUUCGUUGACGGGAUGGUGGACAGUGAGGACGGUGUCUCCAGCGACGAUUUUGACUUUGCCGUGUCAGACUUCGUGGACAGUCUCUACGGCUACCCAGAGGGGAAGGACACACUGAGAGAGAGCAUCAAGUUCAUGUACACAGACUGGGCCGACCGGGAGAACCCUGAAACCCGGCGGAAGACGCUAGUCGCGCUGUUUACUGAUCACCAGUGGGUGGCGCCGGCGGUGGCCACAGCAGACCUCCACGCCCAGUACGGAUCGCCAACAUAUUUCUACUCCUUCUACCACCACUGUCAGAGUGACGCAUCGCCCGCCUGGGCUGACUCCGCUCAUGGAGAUGAGGUGCCGUAUGUGUUCGGUCUGCCGCUGAUCGGCCCAACGGACCUCUUCAACUGUAACUUCUCUAAGAACGAUGUGAUGCUCAGCGCCGUGGUCAUGACAUACUGGACGAACUUCGCCAAGACAGGAGAUCCUAACCAGCCGGUGCCCCAGGACACCAAGUUCAUCCACACCAAACCCAACCGUUUUGAGGAGGUGGCCUGGGCCAAGUACACCCCCAAGGAACAGCUGUACCUGCACAUCGGCCUGAAGCCACGCGUCAGAGACCACUACAGGGCCGCCAAGACAGCUUUCUGGCUACAGCUGGUGCCCCACCUCCACAACAUCAACGAGUUGCUGCAGUACGUGUCCUCUGCAACCCACAGUCCUCCCCAGGACACCACCCCCCACUCCUACACCAAGCGGCUGUCUAAAGGCCUGGGCUUGGGUAGCACGCGCCACCCCAACCCCCCGGCCACGCCCCAGGCUCCAGCACUGCAGGGGGAGGAGCUCCAGGUCCCCCACCCCGUUAUGGAGGACUACUCCACUGAGCUGAGUGUUACCAUUGCAGUGGGAGCCUCACUCCUCUUCCUCAACAUCCUGGCCUUUGCAGCUCUGCUCUACAAGAAGGACAAACGCAAGAUGGAACACCGGAGGCUGCCACGCCCACCUCCACGCCGUGACAUCAUGAACGCUGACAUCACACACCAGCUGCAGGGGGAGGGACUUCUGAAGCAGCUGGAGGCUGAGGCUCUGCACCAACACAACACGCUGGAGAUACACGACACACAUAACAUACACCACACACUGGAGGCUCUGGACACGCUGGACACACAGGACAUCUACAACACUCUGGACACCCUGCGACUGACCUGUCCACCUGACUACACCCUGACCCUGAGACGCUCCCCUGACGACGUGCCUCUGAUGACCCCCAGGUCCCUGCCCAUGACCCCUGGCUCUCACCCUGCCACCCCCAUGACCCCCAUGACCCCUGGAUCUGUUGUGGGGGUGCAGCCCAUGCAGUGCUAUAGUCCUUACAGUAACACUCACCUGCCCCAUACACACACGCACACACACCCCAACACACACACACAUUCUACCACACGCGUAUAACCACAGACAGAGAUGGGGCAGAACGAAGCAGGAUAGUUUCUCCAGCACCUAAGAUGGCGGAACGAUCCAGUCUGCCGUGUUGCAUGAAUAGAACAAUGAGGGAGCAGAAGUGAUGAACUCUGGGAGAUGAAAUAAUGUGCAUCAGUAAAAAGAACAUUAUAAAUGAGAACAUCCAAUAUGGCUGCCAAUUUGGUCCAUACAUCAUGGAAACAUUGCUUCUAUAAGCUGCGUCCGAAAUGGCCAAAGUUGCCAUGUGACUUGCCCUGGAGCGGGGCUGCUGUGAUGUCCAGAUCAGACUACUGACUGAACCCUCUGGGAACAACUUGAAGAACCUGUGAAAUGUGAAUGUAGAAUAUUUCAAUUGCAAUGAAAUCCUUCAGAGGAUCAACUUUCCCUGCAGCUCUGUGCUCAGCCAGGCCAGGGAUGUGGUCUGAAGGACAGACAGACAGACAGAUGGACAGACAGAUGGACAGGGACAGAAACAGACUGUAUUCAUAGCACCUGGGACAAAUUCCUCUGAAUGGUUCAACAAUAACAAGUUCAACAGUCCGAAGAUCUACCAACCAGCAGUCUGUUCAAAUAUGUAAAUAACUUGUAAACAUAAUGGAGAAAAGAUGGUAAGAUUUAAAGCUUUUACUGUUUUAUUGCAUUCAAAUAUGUUAUUUAACGACCGUAGCUUUUAAUUUGAGUUGAUUAUAAAUGUAUAGGUCCCCAGAAUAAGAUGUAAUUUGACGCUUGACUAACCCUGACCACAUCUAACAAGAUGUAAACCCUGACCCUAACACUAACCCUGACCACAUCUAACAAGAUGUAAACCCUGACCCUAACACUAACCCUGACCACAUCUAACAAGAUGUAAACCCUGACCCUAACACUAACCCUGACCACAUCUAACAAGAUGUAAACCCUGACCCUAACACUAACCCUGACCACAUCUAACAAGAUGUAAACCCUGACCCUAACACUAACCCAGACCACAUCUAACAAGAUGUAAACCCUGACCCUAACACUAACCCUGACCACAUCUAACAAGAUGUAAACCCUGACCCUAACACUAACCCUGACCACAUCUAACAAGAUGUAAACCCUGACCCUAACACUAACCCUGACCACAUCUAACAAGAUGUAAACCCUGACCCUAACACUAACCCUGACCACAUCUAACAAGAUGUAAACCCUGACCCUAACACUAACCCAGACCACAUCUAUGCCCAACCUCUUCCCUGAUCUGAAACUGACCUGUCCCGAAAUUGAACUGGGUCUGUCCUUGGCCCCAUCUCUCAACCAUGGACCCUUACUUUUGUCCAUACCCCUGACCUGUAACCUCUGACCCUGACCUCUAACCUUAUCCUCAUCCUAACUUUGACCUGCAUCCUAACUUGGACCCUCAUCCUAACCUCAACCUGUCUAUGAACUCUUAUUUCAGUCCUUACGCUUAUUGACCCCUUACCUCUAACCCUGUCUUCUAACCCUGAUCCUGACCCUACCUGCUUCCACCAUGUCUCCCAGAGACAAAACUGAUCAGUUGACCCAAGACCCUAAUUCAAUCAUACUGAAGUCUAAAACGUUGCGAUUAAAAUCCGUCCCGAUUUUUUGUGAGCUUUUUGAACCAUAAAAUAAAACUAAUAUGAAAUCAUACACUGAAAGCUGAAAUAGUGGAUCUGAAACAAUGAAUCUUAUUUUAAAUACUACCAUAGGCUAGAUUAAAAGGUUUAUUUUUUUCAAAAUAUUUUCAGUUUCUGCCUUAACGGAUGGAAGGAGUCUUUGCUGUAUGUACUGUAUGAACUUUCUGCUCCAUUUUGUUAAAUAAAGUAUCAGUAUUUUACCAUU